This is a messenger RNA of Colletotrichum truncatum, 288 nucleotides long. RefSeq lists its product as uncharacterized. NCBI's taxonomy places the organism in Eukaryota, Fungi, Ascomycota, Sordariomycetes, Glomerellales, Glomerellaceae. The record is from RefSeq and is a predicted model, not a curated record.
AUGAAGUUUACAACUCUCGCAGUUUUUGUUUCGGCUCUCUCCGCUGUCGCCGCUGCUCCAAUGCCGGACACUACACCUUCAAACUCCCCUCACCAGCUAUUCAAGCGCAAAUCAUGCCCCAGCUAUUACAGAUACAAGGGCGUGUGCAACGGCACCUCGUGCCGAUGGGGCCUGAUCAACUACAGAUGUGAAAGGGGAUCUUGUGUCGGUAAUGGCGGCGGCGACGGAUCUUGCUGUGGUUGGCCCAACGGAGGCAGCCCAGCCAUCUGCCCUAACGGAGGAUUUUAA